Molecule: messenger RNA, 757 nt
Organism: Melampsora larici-populina 98AG31
Lineage: Eukaryota; Fungi; Basidiomycota; Pucciniomycetes; Pucciniales; Melampsoraceae
Exons: 4
Coding region: 46-675 (209 amino acids)
Biological process (GO): mRNA export from nucleus; positive regulation of DNA-templated transcription, elongation
Cellular component (GO): THO complex part of transcription export complex
Molecular function (GO): mRNA binding
Source: RefSeq, a predicted model, not a curated record
AAUCAAAAUAAAAUUACCACACCAUUUAUCAACCUCAACCUCAACAUGAACCAACCUGAACUAUCUCAUCUACAAACUCUCAACCUAAUAUCCACUCAAUUAGCAUCAAUUGCCACCCAAAUCUUAAACUCCAAACUAGAAGCUGGUCCAUCAAAUCUUUCAUCAGAACCAGAUUCAGUCAAUGAACUUUUACCAGAAGCUGCUUCACUCUUUGCAACCUUAAAAGCUGUCAAUCGUUUAAGUUCAUCAACUGUUGGUGAUUGUAAAUCUAAAACAAAUCAAGCUCGUGCUGAAUUAGAUUCGAUUCAUUUGGGUUUACAAAAUUUGGUGUAUGAACGUCGUCAUCUUGAAAGAGAAAUCAAAAAAUGUCAUGAGUUUGAAUCAGAAUAUCAGAAUAUCGCGAUACAUCCAAUUGAAGAAUUUGUUAGCUUGAUGGAAGCCUCUGGAACACCUGUUCCUAGUGACUCUCAUGAACUGAUGUUGGCAAGGCUAAGAUAUGAGCUUGCAGAACGGAAAAGGUUUGAAGGCGAGAAGAAAGAACUUUUACAACGUAAAGUUAAACUUUCAAAAGAUAACGAUGAGAAGAAAGCGAAAUUAGAUGAACUUGAAAAACAGUUGGACCAAUUCGUCAUUUCUACUAAAGAAAUUCAAGCGAAAAUGGCAGCACAAGCUUGAAUAUCGAUCUCAACGGUUCUUUCGUCCUCUUCUCUACCACAAUUGACAUCAGCGUUUUGUGGACCAGUGUUUCUUCUCAGAG